GCGUGGGAUCGUGGAAGUACAGCGAUUUGACCCUUAAACCGGAUCUAGAGCACUGGUGCUACAUAGGCCGAUUCGAAAAUUACAUAUACUUUCAGAUUCUUACCCCUUUCGAUGAACUUAAUAUGUACAAGUCCUGAAAGCUGAACGGUUUUGUUUCUUAUUGUCUUGGAAACAUUUUAACUAAAGACCAAGACAGAAAUUUGAAAUUGGCUAGGGGUGUCACCAAUUAUUAUUCCUAGGACCUGUAAAAUUUUGAUAACAGCCAUAGACUACCCCCACUAUUCCGGUUUAUCUGGUAACACUUGCAAAAGUCAAAUUAUGAACUAUCGUUCGGAAAAGCUAGAGAAAAAGGAGCACUUCGAAAAAGGAAAAUUUUUGACAAUCAUUCAACUAAGUAAAAAUAAAAUAAAAAGAUAAAAUGUCUGUAAGUAAUAUCGCGGGAAUUGAACUUGUCAGUGGACCGACGCGUCUGAAGAGCAGGAUCUGUGUGAGAAACCUACCGCCUUGCACCCGCGAGGAGCUGUCUUUGCUGUGCUUUCCCUUUGGCCAAGUCCUUGGCUCGCUGGUGAUCGAUACCUACGGGUUUAUCCAGUUUGAAAGUUCAACCGAGGCCAAGAGAGCCAUAGAAUCGCUCGACCAUUUUUUAUUCAAAUCGAAGGUUCUUCAAGUUUCGAACGCCAGUAUCAGUUCCCUCAGGGCCACUUUUUCUGACACUGCUUCCCAGAAAAGGAGGAGGAUCGAGUGGUCUGAUGCGGAUGAUGUUCUCCUCGUGGAGCGGAUUGACUAUGAGGACGACGAGGACGAUAAGGACGGUGAGGACGGUGAGGACGAUGAGGGCGAUGUGGACGAUAAGAACGAUAAAGACUAUGUGGUAGAGGAUGACUCCGAAAGCGAUGACGAUGAGGAUGAAGGCCAGAAAUCUCGCUCACGCAAGAGGAAGAGAAAACAGAGCGGCAAAAACAAGAAGUAAUACGUCCGAAAUAGCAAAUCUCUAGGAGAAAAACACACAAGCACCAAUUCUUUAAAGAUG
Molecule: messenger RNA, 1030 nt
Organism: Drosophila simulans
Lineage: Eukaryota; Metazoa; Arthropoda; Insecta; Diptera; Drosophilidae
Product: nucleoplasmin-like protein ANO39
Exons: 1
Coding region: 419-970 (183 amino acids)
Molecular function (GO): RNA binding
Source: RefSeq, a predicted model, not a curated record